GGACUGUAUCGCGAAAUGGAUUAUCCAUCUGCUGCUACUAGUCACCUAACUGUCUCACUUCUAUCGUCAUCUCAUAUUGGAACACGUGUAUUGGUUACGAUGCCUGGACUGAACCUCCUUAUCCCCUUAGCCCUUUGUGCAGGCCUUUACCUGCUGGUGCACCGCAUCAGACAACUUGGCCGGCCGCCAAAGGGUCUGCCUCCAGGGCCACCAACGCUGCCCGUACUGGGUAAUAUCCAUCAGUUGAGCUUGGAGACAGGACACAAACAGAUGACAGAAUGGGCCAAAGAGUAUGGCUCCAUGUACACGCUGAUGAUGGGGCCCAAUCAGCCCGUAAUUGUGGUCUCGGAUGAGCAGAAGAUCAGGGAUCUUCUUGUCAAGCGUGGCAGCAACUUCUCGUCCCGUCCAGACCAUUACAUGGCACACAACGUUCUUAGUGGAAGUCUCCGGGUGAUCUUCAUGAAGUAUUCAUGGCACCUCAAGCUUGCACGGACGCUUGGACGGAAAGUUUUGGCCGAGAGCGUCGUCAAAACAACGUACCUGUCAUACCAGUACCUAGAGAGUGCGGCAUUGCUCCAAGGUCUUUUGGAGAAGCCAGAGGAUUUCAUGAUCCACCUACAGCGAUUCUCACUCUCCUUCGCCACUCAGAUCACAUAUGGAUUCCGGACACCAACCCAUGACCACCCGCUGGUGGCAAAGAUCUUUUACCACCUUCAAGAGUUUUCCAGAGUUUCUGGCACCCAGACCGCGCAUCUGCUCAACAUGUUCCCAAUAUUGAGACGUCUUCCAGAUUUCUUCUUACCUGCGCGCAAGCAUGCGGCGAAGCUUCACCAGGAUGAAAAGGCUCUGCUGGUGGGCCUGUAUCAGGACGUCGAGAGAAAACUGCGCUCCGGCACGGCGGAGCCCUGUGCAACGUCCAUGUUCAUCGAGGUGCAGAGGAAAGAACAAGACCAAGUAUCUCCCGACCUCAUGGCCUACUACUCAGGCUCGCUCCUUCAGGCCGCGGCGGAGACCACACUAGCUACUAUCACUGGGUUUACGCAGGCCAUGGUCAUUUUCCCCGAUGUGGCCAAGACCGCCCAGGCCGAGAUCGACCGCGUGUGUGGCGACCGUAUCCCGUGCAUUGAAGACUGGAAAGACCUCAAGUACAUUCGCGGCUGCAUCAAGGAGAGUUUGCGGUGGAUGCCAGCCACCAUCUUGGGCGUGCCUCACUCAGCCGAUGCCGACGAUGAGUAUGCCGGAUGCAGGAUUCCGAAGCACACAGCCGUUAUCUACAAUGUCUGGGCCCUUCACAACGACCCAAAGCGUUACAAGGACCCACGCAAGUUCGACCCAGCGCGGUGGGCCGACGAUGACUCGACCUCGUCCGAGUCGGCAGCCAACGAGGUCGUCAACAAGCGAGACCACUUCGGCUUCGGCUUCGGCCGCCGGAUGUGCCUAGCCAUGAACCUGGUCGACCAGUCGCUGUUCCUGGUGAUCUCGCGCCUGCUGUGGGGACUCGACUUCAACCGCGCCGUGGACCCGGCCACGGGGCUCGAGAUCGUCCCGGACAUGGAGGACCUGCAGUUCGGCCUCUUCGUCAUGCCAAAGCCCUUUCCCGCAGAUAUCAAGCCAAGAUCUGCCGACAGGGCGCAGCAAAUCAGGGACUACUGGCAGCAGGAAGCCGAGAAGAAUUUGGACGGGGACCUGCAAUGGAAGGCGGUGCCUCAGACCUCGCCUCAGGUUGUCUGAGCUACAGUAUGG
This is a messenger RNA of Diaporthe batatas, 1743 nucleotides long. RefSeq lists its product as uncharacterized. The transcript is spliced from 6 exons. The record is from RefSeq and is a predicted model, not a curated record. Gene Ontology annotation, molecular function: iron ion binding; monooxygenase activity; oxidoreductase activity, acting on paired donors, with incorporation or reduction of molecular oxygen. The coding region runs from base 16 to 1731 and encodes 571 amino acids. Lineage: Eukaryota; Fungi; Ascomycota; Sordariomycetes; Diaporthales; Diaporthaceae.